Drosophila melanogaster (fruit fly) is the source of this 1545-nucleotide messenger RNA. RefSeq lists its product as uncharacterized. Bases 88 to 1518 code for a protein of 476 amino acids. NCBI's taxonomy places the organism in Eukaryota, Metazoa, Arthropoda, Insecta, Diptera, Drosophilidae. The transcript has a single exon. The record is from RefSeq and is marked reviewed.
CACAAUCGAGCAGGCAACACACACUUUAAAAUUUAAUGUGAGUUCAGAGCUUGAUUUGGGGAAAACAGUUCAAGCUCUUUAAGCGUGAUGGACGAGGAAUUCUCUAAUCAGCCCAUCGAUCCAAGCAUCGCUCGGAGUGACUACUCCCGGAGUCAUUUCGUUAACCAGAGCUCCAUGACAUUGAGUCGCGGAUUGGACUCCACCCGACUGCUUUUCGUAGGCGAAAACUUCCAGCAGACGCGCAGCGAACAGGACUUAUUUUACGACUGUCAAGGUCCGGGUGAGGACUCGCCAAAGGAGGGCCGUAGUGCCACCAGCCGGUGCAAGUUCGAUGAUCCGGCUGCGAUACGGGAUGCCCUGGAACGGGCGGCCAAUGCCACACAGAUGCUACUCAAGAAUUUUGACAAGUCAGGUGGUUGGAAUCAGCCAUGUGCCGUCACCCUGGAGUUGACCGCUCGGUUGGUGGACCCCAAGAAGGGUCGCGCUGGUUGUCCGUUGCACGGAAAGCCCGUCACCGUCCAGAUGCCGCUGGAGUUCAAUCCGCAGAGCGGCAAGAUGGUCAAGUGUCAGCAAAAGAAACAACCGGUCACCAGGCAUCGCAAAGAGUCCAUCUGCCAGUGCCGCUCGCAGCAGUAUAUGCGUUCCGGUCCAAGGGCUCCAAAGCCCAGCUCAGGUAAAUCCGCCAGCAAACACUUUCGUCCAUGUGCAUCGCAACAGCUAGCCGAAGGGUCCGCCAGUUCGGUAUACAUAGGAAGCUGUGGGGAUUCAACAUCUCAGUGUAACCGUUGCACUCCGGCCACAUGUUGCCGCUGGCACGACCCGGGGGCACGGGAGGUCAUCUCAAUCUCCUGCCUGACCUUGCCGGAUAUCGAAUCAGAGCUCACUCUUACCCCAGUGCCUGAGCCACUGCCAAUUGAAGAACCGUUGGUGGAGAUAGAACCAACGGCCCCGAAGGAGCACUUGAUAAUCUAUGCUCCAGAGCCGGAACACCCGAUCACCGAGUCGGAUGAAUCCGAUGAGCUCUUGUCUAGCGAGCAGGAGAUGUUAGGACCGCAGCCGGAAGAAGAAAUGGGACCGCCGCCGCCGGAAAGAUCGCCGGGAAGCAAGCGGUACUACCUUGCCCUGCCUCAAAACAAGGAGUUCUCCAACUGUUCGCCGUGCCGUUUCGAUCCCAGUCCUAUUAUGGACGAGGAAGGCAAUGUGUUUUGUCCCGGCAACUGUGGCUGCUGCAUGUGUCCGUGGAAGCAACGCUCCUUUGCCCCAAACCAGCAGCACACCAAUGUCAAGGUUUGCCGAUGCGUACAGCGCGGCACCAUCUUCACUAAGUUCGAGGAUCGGGAGGUCUGCAGCCAGACCUCCUACUUCGAUUUUUGUCCGUGCCGCGAAAAGGCGGAGGCCAAGUUCUUAGAAUUGUACCACGCUGAAAUGUGGUCCCGUCCGGAAAUCACGCGGGGUCGCGAGAUCCAACUCAAUGAGAUCAAGGAACUGCUCGUACCCACGAGCCAUCCAAUCGAAUAAAAUGUGUUUGCUCACCGAAUCAAAUCG